Messenger RNA from Podospora pseudopauciseta, 792 nucleotides. RefSeq lists its product as uncharacterized. NCBI's taxonomy places the organism in Eukaryota, Fungi, Ascomycota, Sordariomycetes, Sordariales, Podosporaceae. The coding region runs from base 1 to 582 and encodes 193 amino acids. The record is from RefSeq and is a predicted model, not a curated record. The transcript is spliced from 2 exons.
AUGCCCUGCCCGUAUGGUUGCCACCCCUCAUACGUGAUGCCCGUCCAGCUUCAGCCUCAGAUGUGCUGUCAUGGGUAUGCGUCCGACAACAUGUUCGGCGCCAUGAAGCAAGUAUUCCAUAUUUCUGGCUUCCUCCUUGGCCGCAUGAAGACAAGAAAUAACCGCUCUAACUUACUUCUUCUACUUUCCAGCUAUGCCGGAGCCUCAGCUGCCGGGGCUGCUGCUGGCGCUGCCUCUGGUGCCGCCUCGGGUGCCAUAUCCGGCGCUGCUGCCGGGGCUUUCGCGGGUGCUGCCGCCGGAGCGGGAGCCGCUGCUGGAGCCAACUUUGCCAACAACAUGCGGCCCAUGACCCCAGCUGCCAUGACGAUGCCAAUGAUGGGGUACAGCAUGAGUGCCGGACCUGUCUCCAUGGCCGCUCAGUCCUUUGUUUACACUUCUCCCGUCGGGCCCAACACGGGCAUCCCGAUCCAGAUCACGUCCUUUUACCCCAUUGGCACAUUUGUUGGCCCUGGCGGACCUGUCCAGGCGCCUAUGAACGGCUACGCGCCUCCGAUGACCAUGCCCUUUCGCCUAGCUCCUUAGACAGCUGCUGGAUUUGAUCAAUGGAGGGAGCAUGAGAGAGGGGAUCUGGUUUCGAGCUAGAUUUUGGAAUGACCUUGCACAUUGAGUGUGGGGCUAGAGGUUAUGGAUCUAGUUUUCUUUUGUGCAGGGACACGUUAGUUGCUUGGGUUUAUAGCGUCGUCUGGUAUAUUCGUGAGAGGGAUAUGAGGAAAUAACAUUGUUAGUUUUGAA